Molecule: messenger RNA, 2305 nt
Organism: Rhinichthys klamathensis goyatoka
Lineage: Eukaryota; Metazoa; Chordata; Actinopteri; Cypriniformes; Leuciscidae
Exons: 2
Coding region: 201-1328 (375 amino acids)
Biological process (GO): G protein-coupled receptor signaling pathway
Cellular component (GO): membrane
Molecular function (GO): G protein-coupled receptor activity
Source: RefSeq, a predicted model, not a curated record
GUCACCUGUAAUGUGAUGAUAAUUAACAACAGGGUGGCAUCACGUGACUGAUCUUGAUUUGCUACAGGUGUUCAUCUUUCCUGGAGGCAGCGUCUGCUAUGUAGAUUUUGUGUGCUUACAUUUGAUCUUUGUUAAACCUGUUUGUAACGUUUGAAAAAUAAGGAUUUUUCAAAUCACCAUGGGUCAUUGAUUAAUGCGCCAUGAUGUCCGACAUAAACGUCUCCAUCGCAUCACAUGUGGACUUGAAUGUCACGGAUCUACAGAGGACACUGGAGGCUCACCGCCCCAUUAAAAUUGGAAUUAUAUCAGUUUUGGGAGUGAUGAUAACUUUGGGAAACAUUGCUGUAGUGAUGGUCAUAGCUUCAGCUGUUUCGGGGUGGUCGAGAAACUCUCGCUACUUUCUUUUAUCGUUAACGGGAGCGGACUCGGCGUUUGGACUGCUUAUCAUGCCGCUAAAUCUGUGCGUGAGUUUCAUGAAGGAAUAUAACAAGGGCCCGGACCCCUUCUGUCACGUCGUGGCAUUUUUCAACGCAACUAUUUAUUCCACCUGCAUGUACACGCUCGCAACCAUCAGUCUGGAAAGAUACAUCGCGGUGUUUUACCCUCUGAAAUACUCCACCGUGUUGACCAGGAGAAGAGCUCUGCUUUUAAUCUCGUUCGCGUGGAUUUUCCCUCCUCUCCUCCUCGUUCCCAUCUCGUUCCCAGCGGGCAUCAUUGAAGUGCACUUCUCCAGAGCGUCUCUCGUCUGCAACCCCAUGUACUCCAGCAACGUCACUUACUCCCUCACGCUGACGUGCUUCAUCUUCUUCCCGUGCUCGGCCAUCAUGACCUUCUGUAACCUCAGACUGUGGAUAGCAGCCAAGAGACAGAGGUUAAAGUUGAGAAGACACAGCUGGGGUGGAGGAUACAGGCCUAAAGUCGCCUUACGCGUUCUAGUGCCAGUCAUGACCGUUUACUACACCUGCUGGACGCCCUGCAUGGUCAUCAUGCUUUACAAUGCGAUUUCAGGCAGUGGUGUCCCAGAAUGGAUUGAGUUCAUUGCUGUGUGGUUACCAACCUCCAAUGGCUUCCUCAAUUGUAUCUUCUACUUCUGGAUCAACCAUAGCUUUAGAAGGAAAUUCCAUCUGGUUCUUCAGAGACUAUGUCUUGGACUUUGUCCAGGUUCUGACAGUAAUUCCAGUUGCUUCAACUCUGUAGAAUCCUCUGUGAUUCCUGAAUGGAACGGUAACAACUCUCUCCAUGAGCGGUUUUCUAGCGUGUCGUCCACUUUCGCUCUCCUAAUGCUCAUGCCACAUCAGACCAACAUGCGUGAACCAGAGCCGGCUUGAGAAUCCUUUUAUUCUUGUGAUCUGAUGAAGUUUUAAAAGCUCUGGUCAAGUUGAAGACGUCAUGAGUGCAACUGAUAUGUUAUUAACCAGAUCGGACAGAGUUUUCUCCAAUACGUGUCUUUUUAAUCACAAGUUAGCAUUCGAAAACACUCAUAUUUCCAAAGCUUCAUGCUCUUUUAGUUUAAUGCUAUUUGUGCCUUUUAACUUCUUGAUGGCACCUUCUCGUGUUCACUCAGACCAGGUUUCUUAGUCUCAUUGAAGUCUUGUUUCUUAACUGAAAUGGUUUUGCGUCUUUGUUUGCCAUUUCAGGUUAAACAUGCAAGAGCCUUUGAAACAUUUGCACACAAUUCCUUAUCUAUUCGUAAGCGCAAUAUAAAGCAGCUGUGGAAGUUUAACCUUUAAAUCUCAGUUAUGCAGUUUAUGCAGAAGGGGAAGUAAUUAGCCAGGUACGUAAUGUAAAGGUCAGAUCAAAUAUGCCUUUUGGCUUUAACCUUUUCUGUUUCAUGACAUUUCCAUUGCAUCUUUGAAGCAAACAUUAAUUUUUAUGUUCAAUUAAGUUGGUUUUUUGGUCAGGGUCAGACAUGGGGAACAUCGUACGGCCAGCAUUACCGAACUGUAAAUAAACCAUGGAGCCGGAGUGAAUGCUGAAUAAAGUGGUCGUGCUUCAAGGGUGAAGCUUUAUGCAUCUUUUUGAUUGCGUUGUACUAGAAUAACUGUAAAUCUGGAUUUUAAGUUUGUUUUAGCAUAAGCACUUGUUGCAGAAUGAUGAAUUUAAAUUGGGGGGAAAAAAUACAUCCUGUGGUGGAGGGUGCAUAUAAAGAGCUGUUAAUGACCUGGGAGUGAUAAACCCUGAAAGAAUGAUUGAUUACAAAAAGUUUAAAGGUUUUUGAUGUGUAAAUAAUUUUUUAUAUGGUUUAUAAAAGUGUUUGUGAAAUGUUAAGACUUAAUUGUUGUAAAAUAAAGCGUCAAAGCCUAUA